AUGCUUCCGGAUAACAUCGCCAACAGCUACCGAGAGUAUAAAGCCGACACCGAGAUCUUUGUUACAUGGCUUGUCGAGACGGCUAGUCGUUGUGGCUUCGUCCCUUCUGCCACUGCGCAAACUUCUGCUUCUGGUGGCCGACUCAAGGGGAAAGCGCGAACGGCUGAACCCAAAUCCCCGCAAGCGCGCAAGGUCACCAUCAAUGAUUUGAAAACGUGCGCCGAUGCCAUAGCAAAGAAACCUCCCAAGAAGUUCGUGGUGCCACUCUACGCCAGCAGAGCAGCAGCUCGAGCAAUCCGUCAGCGCACCAAGUCGACGAAAUGGCACGAAAAUCAGACUGAACAUGUAGAUCCAAAUUUACAGCAUACAUUCACUGCGAGCAACGAAGCACACGCUACUUUCACGGGAACUUUGGAGUACACACUUAAUUUGCUAAAGCCGUUCAUCACUACUGGCAAAGCGACGCCUAAGCCCAGCGACCACGCUACGCAGACCCCGAUCGAUGGCCUAAACACUAGAUUCAGCAAGCUUGAUAUUGGAGAGCUGGCAGACCAGGAGCCGGGAAGCGGUGACCAGUCGACAUUUGAUGCUAGACCAGCAACAACCUCAAAGACGAAUUAUACUGUCGACAACAGAGAGGAUGAUCGCAUGAUUGCCAUGAACAUGUUGUUACAAGAUUACAAUGAGAUCAAGGGUGCCGUCAAAGGAAUCUGGUUUCUUUACCAUUGUAAGGAUGGUGUGGAUUUUGUCUCAGCAGCCGCAACGACACAAGCAGCGAUGCAGAUGAUAAAGAGCUUAGUGCACGAAUUCUUGGCCUCGUUCCCGGAGAUAGAGGACGCUGAGGGCUUCUGGCAUAAGCUACUUGAUCGUCCCGAGAUCAGCAAAUUGCUCAGGAGGCAAACAGACGAGGUGCGAGCGAAAGUUCGUGCAAUGAUGGGAGGAUCGCAGUCCUGCGUAGUAAAACCCUCGGAUAGCCUGCUCACCUAUGGAUGUCUGCACACAUACAACUGCGUUUGGGAAUUUCUUGAAGCGUAUCCUACCGCCAUGUCUCUUUUGGAGCGACGUGGCUCUGAUGGUCGCAGAGAUGUUCCAUUAAGGAACCAAUCUCUUUUGUACGCUAUGGAUGACAUUCUUUAUAUGGUCAAAGACGUGCGGGAACGACCUCCUGUCAUGGAUAACUUUACGCAGGAAUGGUAUGGAUACUUGAAACGAGGCUUCGACGACGAUCUCGAACCUAAGGAGGACUACCAGUAUGGAACAAACAUCUCCAUCGAAAUGAUGUUGUACACCGAUCUGUACAUAGGAGUUCAGGAUUGUCUGGUUCCUCUCGUUCCACUCAACAAGCGCUCAGAUGGUCGCAAUGACUAUGAACGGACACUACAAGUUGUAGAUGAUGACCAGGAAUCUGACAAGCCAUCAGAUGGCAGAGGCGAUCAUGAACGGAAUCCACAGGCCGUGGAUGAUCAACAGAGGUCUGACAAGCCAUUAGAUGGUAGCGAAGGCGACCAUAAUCGGGAUCCACAGAUUACAGACGAUUGCCGGGACUCCAGCGAGCCAUCACAUGAUCGUAAAGACAACCGUAAAAAGGUUGCGUCAGUCUUUGCUGAUUAUGUUGAGACAUGGGCACACGCUUCUGGCCAUGGGUAUAUACACGAAGUGGUGAAGGGUUCGGCGCUUUUUCUGGACAACAAGGAACGAUCAAAGUUAAAAUCCUUCUUCCGCGAUCCCCUGACAAUGGGGGAUAGCCUCGUCUGGAUGAGUAAUCAUCCAAUCUGGGUAGCACGCGUGAAGCAUGAGCGGAAAGCGAAAGGUCUCGAUGAAAACUACCAGCCAGACGAACUCUAUGAUCGCUAUAAGGGCGACUGGAUCAGGAUGAAUCCAUUCCUCGCUGGAACAAUCUUGUUUGUGGCACUACAUGCCGUGAGAGAGGUGGUGCUUCUUGUACAGAACGCUGAUGGACUUACACUGGGAUAUGCGCAUCUUUACAACUUUCUUCGUCAAGCACACAGUGCGAACCGGGCUGAGUCAGCAGACAAGUUACUUGCAAACACGUGGGAGGACAUGGAGACCGUAAUCGCACUGCUCGGCGAGUCAAGCGUCUUCAGGGGUAGCAGACCGGCAACACUCGACUUGUGUAUUCAACGCCUGCUUCGCGCACACGGGAUGAAAGCGAGUGAUCUUGCGCGUACCAAUGGUCGGUUCAAGAAGGCACAUACCGUCCACGUAGGUGGCCAGAUAAGCCCCAACAAUACCCCCCUUAUUGACCUGCUAUUCUCCAACGGCGGGCCCAGCAGCACAACCUUCCUCAAUAUUACAAACCAAGCCAUCUUGGAUUUUCUGAUGAAGGAGUUGAAGGUGCAUACUCAGAAAACAUCGGACCCAGAAGACUUCAAGAAGAUUUGGUCAGCUGGACCACUUGUCGUGUUCCGUGUACUUCUUCAGUCUGAUGCAGCCGACAUGUCAACUUCCAUUGUCUGGGCGAUUGUUGAAGAGGGAAAAGCGAGCAGAUUGGUCUCCGACAUGAACAACACUUCCGAGAGUCUUCAAUGGAUCGUAUUACCAGACUCAUUUGGUGACUUUGUUGCGGGACUAAGACCGGUGGAGGAAGAAGACGCAAAGGUGCAAACAGAGGUUGACAAUGAUUGCCCUGUACAAGACAAGGCUGAUGAUGCAGCUAAACUCAAUACCUAG
Messenger RNA from Alternaria ethzedia, 2691 nucleotides. RefSeq lists its product as uncharacterized. The transcript has 2 exons. Lineage: Eukaryota; Fungi; Ascomycota; Dothideomycetes; Pleosporales; Pleosporaceae. The coding region runs from base 1 to 2691 and encodes 896 amino acids. The record is from RefSeq and is a predicted model, not a curated record.